AUGGAUCUCCAAAGCCUCCUCAUAUCCAGAAAUAUGUUUCACAAUGUUCCUUUCAUUUCCUUCUUCUUCUUUACCACCUCAUUGGUUGAAUCUCUAUCCGUGAACUCAAAAUACAGUGCCUGUGGGCCUCAAAACUGCGGUAAUGGACCGAAUAUAAGCUACCCUUUUUGGAUUCCUCAGCAACAAGAAUCAAACUGUGGCUCCCCAGGAUUCAAUGUCACUUGUAAAGGCAAUUAUCCGACCCGCAUAUUUUCUGAUGAUGAUUACAUCAUCAAGGAUAUAUUUUACACAAACAACUCGCUUCUGUUAGUGAAAGCUGAGUUCUAUGAUGGGGAUAAUGAAUGCCCACUCCCUAAGCGCAAUUUUAGCAUAGAAAAGACUCCUUUUAACUAUGGUCCUGCCACCAUGAAUCUCUCCUUCUUCUACAAUUGCACCGUGCCCUAUGAAAAUGCGACGUAUGCAGUUGAUUGUGGCAGCAACGCUACUCAUCACGCUUUUGCUGUUUUCCAUGCUGAUCUCUUGAGGUACCGGAAUUAUUCAGCAGAGUCAUGCCAAGAUUAUGUUAAUGCACCUGUGGAGACUGAUGAUCUUAGCAGACUGUUGGAUAUAAAUUUCACUGGUAUUUUGAAGAAGGGGUUUGUUUUGCAAUGGGAUGCAGUUGAUUGUAGGAACUGCCGGAGCAGUGGUGGGAGUUGUGAUUCUGACAAUAAGAAAUUCACCUGUAACCAUGAUAAGGGAUUGAAUUUAGGACUGAAGAUUGGCAUAGGUUUUGGUGCAGCGACAAUCAGUGCCCUUUUCAUGUGCCUUCUUUUCUUGAUCUAUCAGCGUCGAAACAAGAAACGUUAUGCUGCUGCCUCAUUUAACUCUCGAGACAUUUCUUUGCAUCCCUCUUCGAUUACUGAUCUUGAAAAGGAUGGUAACUAUUUUGGGGUACACAUUUUCACCUAUAGAGAACUAGAAGAAGCCACUAACAAUUUCGAUUCUAAAAAAGAACUCGGAGAUGGGGGCUUGGGACAGUUUACCAAGGCAAACUCCGAGAUGGGCGUGCUGUUGCUGUUAAGCGAUU
Molecule: messenger RNA, 1066 nt
Organism: Ilex paraguariensis (yerba mate)
Lineage: Eukaryota; Viridiplantae; Streptophyta; Magnoliopsida; Aquifoliales; Aquifoliaceae
Source: the annotation of a GenBank genome assembly